GAACUACCAGUGUUUAGAUUUAAAGCCGCCAUUUAAAUCUCAAAUAUCUGACAUGACAAGUUUGAAGAUGCCGUACUCUACUGAUGCCAUGGAGAUGCCCUUGAGAUGGCCAAGACGGAUGAUGUGGCAUGAUCUGGGUGGUCCCUUGAGCGAAGCGCCUGAAUUUCCCCGCUUUAGGUUGCUCCAGCAUCCUCUGGGAAUUGCUAAGGAUCUUAGGGGCGAAAGCAUCAUAAGAAUUCUUGUGGCCAAUAUGCUCUUCAUAACGCGUAGCUCUCGAUGAUAUCGGAUCAAAAUUGUUUAGUGCAGUUCAGAAAGAAAUGCGAUUUCCCGUAGCCCAGAUGCUGGGUAUGGGAGAACACAGAACUCAGUUACUUUACUUUAUGGCAUUGCUCCUUCGCCUUUCGGUCCUGCUUGCCCUCACUUUGAUGCAAUCUGCUGCAACUCCACCCAUCCUUGACGUUUCUUCUCUUAAUCGCGCCAGUUUCCCUGUGGGCUUCAUUUUCGGGACCGCAUCUUCCGCCUACCAGUACGAAGGCGCGGCAAAUGAAGAUGGUAAAGGACCUAGUAAUUGGGAUAUCUUCACCCAUAAAUUCACAGGAAAAAUAAAAGGAGGAAGCAAUGGAGACGUAGCUGAUGACUCAUACCAUCGGUAUAAGGAAGAUGUCAAGAUCAUGAAAGAUAUGAAUAUGGACGCUUAUAGAUUCUCCAUCUCUUGGUCAAGAAUACUGCCGAAAGGAAAGGCUGGAGGAGGUGUUAAUCAGGAAGGAAUUAAGUAUUACAACAACCUCAUCGACGAGCUAUUGGCUAAUGGCCUGAAACCCUUUGUAACCAUUUUCCAUUGGGAUGUUCCCCAAGCUUUAGAAGAAGAGUAUGGCGGCUUCUUAAGUCCUCACAUUGUAGAGGAUUUUAGGGACUAUGCCGAGCUUUGCUUCAAGGAAUUUGGCGAUAGGGUCAAGAGCUGGAUUACAUUGAAUGAACCAAGGAGUGUCAGCAAGAAUGGCUAUGCAAAUGGCAGGUUUGCACCUGGUCGGUGUUCUGCUUGGCUGAAGAUGAAUUGCACCGGUGGUGAUUCAGGGACAGAGCCCUAUUUGGUUUCCCACCAUCAACUUCUUGCUCAUGCAGCUGCUGUUCAAGCGUAUAAGAUCAAGUAUCAGGCUUCUCAAAAGGGUAUGAUAGGCAUAACCCUAAAUUCUGACUGGUUCGUACCAUUAUCCAACAGCAAAUCAGAUUCUGAUGCUGCUGACCGAGCUCUUGACUUCAUGUUUGGAUGGUAUAUGGAACCACUCACAAAAGGUGAAUACCCGAGAAGCAUGCAAUCUCUAGUAGGAAACCGGUUGCCAAAGUUCUCUGAAGAGCAAUCCAGGCUACUUAAAGGGUCAUUUGACUUCCUUGGCUUAAACUACUACUCAUCCUUUUAUGCUGCUGAUGCACCUCAACUACAUAAUCCCAGCAAACCAAGCCUACAGACUGAUUCUUUAGUUAAUGUUACAAAUAACCGUGAUGGGAAGCCCCUUGGACCAAUGGGUGCUUCAGACUGGUUAUGCAUUUAUCCAAGAGGAUUUCAAAAACUGCUGCUCUACAUUAAGAGAAAGUACAACAACCCCAUAAUCUACAUCACCGAAAACGGAUAUGACGAAUAUAAUGAUCCAACACUAUCACUUGAGGAAGCCCUUAUGGAUACUUAUAGAAUUGAUUAUUAUUAUCGUCAUCUCUAUUAUCUUCAAACUGCUAUUAGGGACGGUGUGAAUGUAAAGGGAUAUUUCGCGUGGUCAUUGUUGGAUAACAUGGAAUGGGAUUCAGGAUACACUGUACGAUUUGGAAUCAACUUCGUUGAUUACAAUGAUGACUUGAAAAGAUACCCUAAAUUGUCUGCUCACUGGUUCAAGAAUUUCCUGAAGAAAAACUAGUUAGAUUUAAUUGCGAUCUCUCCGCUGGAACAAAGAAGUGAUAAAUAUUUGCUUGGAAUAAAUAUUAGCAUUAGUCUAUUAUUUUGUUAUGUAAGGGGUGGCCAUUGUCCCCAUAACUUUGUAAUAUUCAAUUAGACGAAUGUUUGGGUUUCUCUUUAUUUUGGAA
This is a messenger RNA of Neltuma alba, 2073 nucleotides long. RefSeq names its product cyanogenic beta-glucosidase-like. Gene Ontology annotation, biological process: carbohydrate metabolic process. The coding region runs from base 318 to 1907 and encodes 529 amino acids. The record is from RefSeq and is a predicted model, not a curated record. Gene Ontology annotation, molecular function: beta-glucosidase activity. The transcript is spliced from 15 exons. Lineage: Eukaryota; Viridiplantae; Streptophyta; Magnoliopsida; Fabales; Fabaceae.